Molecule: messenger RNA, 605 nt
Organism: Magnolia sinica
Lineage: Eukaryota; Viridiplantae; Streptophyta; Magnoliopsida; Magnoliales; Magnoliaceae
Exons: 1
Coding region: 120-560 (146 amino acids)
Source: RefSeq, a predicted model, not a curated record
GUUAGAUCGAAAACCCGAGCAUACUGAGGAGAGAUAGAGACACAGGUCGCGGAUCAUAGAAAUACCACGUUCUCCUUCUCUAGCUCGUCUCUCUCUCUCUCUCUCUCUCUUUCAAGACCAUGGAAUCUCUUUCCCCAAACCCUAGAAAUCUCGAAGACAUCUUCGAUUCCUCUCUUAAGCUUGAAGAAAAUCACUUCGACGAUGGUUUCAGAGAUGGAUUCAACGACGGCCUCAUCUCCGGAAAGCAUGAAGGAAGAGAGGUGGGCCUGAAGCUAGGGUUUGAAGUAGGAGAGGAGCUAGGGUUUUACCGGGGUUGCAUCGACGUAUGGAAUUCGAUCCUUCGCGUCGAACCAAGCAGCUUCUCGUCGAGGGUUCAGAAGAACAUGAAGCAGAUGGAGGAAUUGCUGGAGAAAUACCCAAUUUUGGAUCCGGAAGAUGAGAAUAUUCAGGAAAUCAUGGAUGGUUUGAGGUUGAAAUUCCGAGCGAUUUCUGCGACGCUCUCCGUGCGAUUGGAAUACGACGGGCAUCCUAUAGCGUCUAAUAAGGAGAUUGGAUUUUGAGAGGAUUUUAUUUUGUCUUUUUAAUUGAAUCUGAGUUUUAUUGGA